AUCGCUUUCGUAAAAGGUAUCCUCGCUCAGGUAUCACUCGGCCCAGAUUUCCGUUCAAACAAUAUUUCAUUAGCCUCGGGUUUUCAAUAAAUAUUUGUCGCUCUCGCCGCUCGUCAGAUUUUUCUUUCUCCCUAGGAAAUCUCCUGUCCUCAGUCGCUGAUUGGGAGGCGAAGUGAGCGGUCGUGCGUCGCGCACCCAAUCCUGUAUCGUCGACGAGACAUUCGAAAUUUUCAAUUUGUAUUUUAGUUUCCAUUCGUGUGUUCUGACGUUGGAUGCGAUAAAAAGUGUAAUUUGAAUUUUGAGUGUAGUUUGUGUGUGUUUUGUUUCUUUUGACUUGAGUUGAAGCUGAUUUGUUCGCGGGGACCUCAAUAGGAUGUAAUGUAAAUAUCUGCCUCUCCUGUAAAGGCUGCACACAUACAUGACAAAUCAACGAGCAAUCAGCCGAUAAAUUUCGAGAAAUGAAGAACUGAAUUAAUCAUUUUCCAAAAUGGAGUCGUCAGACGAUGAAUUCAUGAGUAUAUGCCUCAACUUGACGAGUGAAGAGGCUUUACUUGGAGGAUGUAACUACAGCAGCGAGUAUGAAAACGGAGAACUGUUGGAAAAGGUCGUCUCGAGGGUCGUGCCCAUCUUCUUCGGUUUCAUCGGAAUCGUUGGACUGGUCGGCAAUGCUCUGGUCGUGCUCGUCGUCGCAGCCAAUCCGGGCAUGCGAUCCACAACGAACCUCCUCAUCAUCAACCUGGCCGUCGCUGACCUGCUCUUCGUCAUCUUCUGCGUUCCCUUCACGGCUACUGAUUACGUCAUGCCACGCUGGCCUUUCGGCGACUGGUGGUGUAAAGUCGUCCAGUACUUCAUAGUCGUCACCGCCCACGCUUCAGUCUACACCCUGGUCCUCAUGUCCUUGGACAGGUUCAUGGCUGUAGUACAUCCCAUAGCUUCCAUGUCUAUAAGAACAGAAAAGAAUGCUCUAUUAGCAAUAGCUUGUAUUUGGGUUGUGAUACUGACCACGGCAAUACCAGUUGGAAUUUGCCAUGGGGAGCGAGAGUACUCCUAUUUCCAUAGGAACCAUUCCUCAUGCGUGUUCCUGGAGGAGCAGGGGUACAGCAAGCUGGGAUUCCAGAUGUCUUUCUUUCUGUCUUCCUACGUGAUUCCUUUAGCUUUGAUUAGUGUGUUGUAUAUGUGCAUGCUGACGAGGUUGUGGAAGAGUGCCCCCGGAGGGCGAGUGUCGGCUGAGAGCCGGAGGGGGAGGAAGAAGGUCACAAGAAUGGUUGUGGUCGUCGUUGUUGUGUUUGCGGUCUGCUGGUGCCCCAUACAGAUAAUCCUGCUGGUGAAGGCCCUGGACGCGUACAACAUCACGUACUUCACGGUGACCGCGCAGAUAGUGUCGCACGUGCUCGCAUACAUGAACAGUUGCGUCAACCCCGUGCUGUAUGCCUUCCUCUCUGAGAACUUCAGGGUGGCGUUUAGAAAGGUAAUGUACUGCCCACCGCCAUACAACGACGGCAUGUCUGGCCGUCCGCAGCCAACGAAGACGACCCGCACCGGCAACGGGAACUCCUGCCACGACAUCGUCUGAGACUCGGUGAGGAGCAGGCCUCGGCGCCACUCCACCGAACAAGCCACCGUAGUGUGAACUGAGAUAUGGACUGCUUACUUAGAAAACUAGAAUGGUGUAAAUAUUUCUAGCUCCAAAUAUUAGGACUUGGCGUGUGUCUUCCUUUAUCCAACUUGGCCCGACACACUGCCGUGCCUCUUGACCCAAUAGAUGUAUAGCUAAAUUGUUACGUAGAUAUAUCAUAUUUUUUAUAGAUUUCGUAAAUUUUUAUUUAAAUAGUUAUAUUUUUCGUUACGACACGCGUUUCUAUAUUCUGAGCCCCAAUAUGGAAGCGGAGUGGCAUUCGAAAAAUAAUAGUCCUUUUGUAAAUAUAAAUUGUUUAUAAAAUAUAU
Messenger RNA from Trichoplusia ni (cabbage looper), 1944 nucleotides. It is a transcript of the gene AstA-R1, whose product is annotated as allatostatin-A receptor. Gene Ontology annotation, biological process: G protein-coupled receptor signaling pathway. Bases 488 to 1573 code for a protein of 361 amino acids. NCBI's taxonomy places the organism in Eukaryota, Metazoa, Arthropoda, Insecta, Lepidoptera, Noctuidae. Gene Ontology annotation, molecular function: G protein-coupled receptor activity. The transcript has 6 exons. The record is from RefSeq and is a predicted model, not a curated record. Gene Ontology annotation, cellular component: membrane.